This is a messenger RNA of Clarias gariepinus (North African catfish), 1932 nucleotides long. Its product is annotated as C-type lectin domain family 4 member M-like. The transcript has 6 exons. The record is from RefSeq and is a predicted model, not a curated record. Bases 502 to 1734 code for a protein of 410 amino acids. NCBI's taxonomy places the organism in Eukaryota, Metazoa, Chordata, Actinopteri, Siluriformes, Clariidae.
UCUUGUAACCUCGCAGUAAAACUGGAUAAAACCAUCUGAAAAAGUAAAUUUACAAAUAAUUCCAGAUCUACUGCAGGAACAUGUCGACUAAUUCAUAUGACAGAAAUAAACCUGUUAUUAAUAUAUACAUCAGUCUUAAAGCCGCAGGUGAAAAGUCUAAUAGCUUUGUGUAAUGAUGUUAUGAGAAACAAGAAUAUGAUGAAUCAGUACAAUGUCUACAUCAUUAUAACACAGAAAAUAUUAUUAUUGUAUUUAUAUACUAUUGGACUUCUAAAAAAAAACCAUUUAUGGUUUGCGUGAGAACUGCAGCUCAAACGUCUUCACACUUUGACCUCAGGAAAACACUGAUGCUCCUCCUCUAAUGUGUAACUUCCUCUGACUUUAUUUUCUAACAGCAGCACAUUUAAUUCACUUCACACAGAGUACAGAGACUCAGCCUGUCAGUCACGUCCACACAGAGACGCAUCAUUUCAUGUUAUAGUGAGUUUUUAUAGAUCAGAGAUGUUUCAGUGUUCUUCUGAGCAGGAUGAGAUGGUUGUAGUUCUCUAUGAGAUUGCAGAUGAUGUUGAAGGUCACGACCCCGACACUGAAGACACUGACGCAGUGAGACGACCAGAAACACAACACACAGGAGGCAACACUGCAUGGAGCAGGUGUUACAGACUGACUGUAGUGUGUGUGGUGCUGCUGUGUGUUCUCCUGCUGACUGCCGUCACACUGCUGUGGAUCAAAUACAACAACCUGUAUACAGAGAGAGACCAGUUACAGACCCAUUACAACACCCUGACUAAUGAGAAAAACCAGUUACAGACCAGAUACAACACCCUGACUAAUGAGAAAAAACAGUUACAGACCAGUUACAACACCCUGACUAAUGAGAAAAACCAGUUACAGACCAGAUACAACACACUGACUAAUGAGAAAAACCAGUUACAGACCAGUUACAACACCCUGACUAAUGAGAAAAACCAGUUACAGACCAGAUACAACACACUGACUAAUGAGAAAAACCAGUUACAGACCAGUUACAACACCCUGACUAAUGAGAAAAACCAGUUACAGACCAGUUACAACACCCUGACUAAUGAGAAAAAACAGUUACAGACCAGUUACAACACCCUGACUAAUGAGAAAAACCAGUUACAGACCAGAUACAACACCCUGACUAAUGAGAAAAAACAGUUACAGACCAGUUACAACACCCUGACUAAUGAGAAAAACCAGUUACAGACCAGAUACAACACACUGACUAAUGAGAAAAACCAGUUACAGACCAGUUACGACACCCUGACUAAUGAGAGAGACCAGUUACUGAGGGAGAGAGAUGGACACCUGAGGACAUUUUAUAAAUGGACAAGUUUAAACUCCAGUGUUUACUUCAUGUCUACUGAGAAGAAGAAGAACUGGACUGAGAGCAGACAGGACUGCAGGGACAAAGGAGCAGACCUGCUGAUCAUAAACAGCAAAGAGGAACAGGAGUUCAUCAGUAAACAGCUGGACGGCUCUGUGUAUUGGAUUGGUCUGAGUGACAGAGAUACAGAGGGAGAGUGGAAAUGGGUGGACGGUAAACCACUGACCACUGAGUUCUGGGGUUCAGGGGAACCGAGUAAAUCAGGUGGAGGUAAAGAUGAGGACUGUGUUGAAAUGUAUCGUGAUUCAAAUAGUUACGUCUGGAAUGACAAUAAAUGCUCUGAGUCACUACACUGGAUCUGUGAGACACGUCUUUCUCAGUGACAUUUAUCAUGUUAUAAUAAAGUGUUUAGAUACACAUUUAGAAUACAUACAGUAUAAAAGACAGUAUGUUGAGGAUAAUUGAAUAUCAGUGUAUGAUGUUUUGUCAGAGUGAACUCAGUAAUCAGUCAGUGAUACAAAGUGCACAGAGACUGUUCAUGUCUGCUCCAACAGUAACGCUUUUAAUCCUUUUAAUAUCAU